AUGGCCUCCGUCUACCCCGGCUAUUCUCACUCGCAGUGUCACUACCAAGUGUAUACUCCCCCAGCAACACCGCCUUCUGAGUGUCGAUACCUGAGCAGCAACCCUUUCAGAACUCCGCGAGAAAACACCAAGAUGUCGUUUUUCGGAUCCAUCAAAGGAAAGUUCUCGAAGAAGACCUCCAACAACCCCUUCUUCAACGAUUCUAAGGAUGCUCCUUCGGAUCCGCCUCCAGCAUACACCCAAGAUGCUCCACCUGCCUCUGAGGCAUCUUCCGCUCUCGACAUUCCCCGUGCCCCUUCUGCAGCCUCUAGUAGGGCGAGCAGGAUUAGCAGGGACAUGGUCACGAAUGACGAUGACCCGUAUGCUUUCCUUACCACCUUCGAUACCAUCUUCCUUAUCGAUGACUCGUAUUCUAUGACGGGUUCAAGGUGGGAGCAGGUCCGGCAAGUUCUCAAAACAAUCGUCCCGAUCUGCACCAAGCGGGACAAGGAUGGCAUCGACCUCUACUUCAUCAACCACAUGUCCAAGAAUAGGGGAGACGCCGGCGAGGGCAAGGCUGAUGGUGGCUACUACAACAUCACCAACCCGGACGCCGUCACCAAGAUCUUCAACGGCACCCGCCCCGCCGGAUGCACCCCCACCGGCCAGCGCCUGAGGAGCAUCCUGAAGCCUUACCUUGCCCAGCUCGAUGCGGCCGGGGACCCAGAGGCUGUGAAGCCCAUCAACAUCAUCGUCAUCACCGACGGAGUGCCCACGGACGACCCGGAGAGCGUCAUUGUGCAGGCCGCCAGAAAGCUCGACGACCUCGACGCCCCUCUGUACCAGGCCGGCAUCCAAUUCUUCCAGGUCGGCAGCGAACCCUCCGCCAGCAAGUCCCUCAGGGAGCUUGACGAUGAUCUUGUCAAGCAGGGCGUCCGCGACAUGGUGGACACCUGCUCAUGGAACCCCAACGGCGGAAAGGGGGCGGCCAGGGGAGAACUCACCGCAUCGCAGAUUCUCAAGGCCGUCCUUGGAGCCGUGGUGCGCAAGAUUGACCGGGCUUCUACCCCAUAG
This is a messenger RNA of Clonostachys solani, 1053 nucleotides long. NCBI's taxonomy places the organism in Eukaryota, Fungi, Ascomycota, Sordariomycetes, Hypocreales, Bionectriaceae. The record is from the annotation of a GenBank genome assembly.